UCUUGGUUUUACCUACCGGUACUUUCACUUUCAAUUUACAGUCAUGAGGCGUUUGCUUUUGAUUUCCAAUUCAACGCUUCACGGAGGCGGUUAUCUAGAUCACUGUAAGGACCAGAUUAAAAGUUUUCUGUCCAAUUCUGUUCAGAAGGUUUUGUUUGUUCCAUAUGCACUACAUGACAGAGAUGGAUACACCAAAAUUGCAAAGACAGCAUUCAAUGAGAUGGGAUAUGACCUUGAUGGAAUUCAUGAACACAAAAAUGCUGUAGAUGCAGUUAAGUCUGCCCAAGCCAUAUUCAUAGGUGGAGGGAAUACCUUCAGGCUGCUAAAGACUUUGUAUGAUGAAAAGAUUGUGGAGGUGAUCAGAGAAAGAGUAACAAAGGAGAAUGUGCCUUACAUUGGCUCCAGUGCUGGGACUAAUGUGGCAACACGUAGUAUCAACACCACUAAUGACAUGCCCAUAGUGUACCCGCCUUCGUUUGGUGCCAUCGGACUUGUGCCCUUUAACAUAAACCCUCAUUACCUGGACCCGGAUCCCAGCAGUAAACACAUGGGGGAAACCAGGGAGGCCAGAAUCAAGCAGUACCAUGAGUAUGAAACCUGUCCACCAGUUCUGGGUCUGAGGGAGGGUUGUAUACUGCUGGUAGAAGGAGAUAAAGCAACACUAAAAGGCAAAACAGGGGCUAGGUUAUUUGUCAGGGGGAAGGAACCAGUUGAGUACCAGCCAGAUGAUGAUUUAAGUUUCUUACUGUGACAUUGUCCUAUCCUUUUUCCAUUAUUCAAGGACAGGAAAAAUGCAUUCAAGGUGUCAAAUUACAUUAAUGUACAUUAGAUGUGUAGUUUUGGGUAGUUUAUAUUUGUUGAAAAGUACAUGUAUAGUAAUUUGCAUUUUAUGUUACUUUUGUAAUUCUAACUGUGAUAAUAUCAAUGCAAAUGAAAUAAAGCUGGUAAAUAAACAGCAAUUAAAGUAUAAAA
This is a messenger RNA of Saccostrea cuccullata (small rock oyster), 972 nucleotides long. RefSeq names its product alpha-aspartyl dipeptidase-like. The transcript has 8 exons. Bases 44 to 751 code for a protein of 235 amino acids. Lineage: Eukaryota; Metazoa; Mollusca; Bivalvia; Ostreida; Ostreidae. Gene Ontology annotation, biological process: proteolysis. The record is from RefSeq and is a predicted model, not a curated record. Gene Ontology annotation, molecular function: serine-type peptidase activity.